CAUUUUUGUAAAGACCAUAAAUAUACAAGUUCGACCCUCUCCUUAUGACAAAGAUCUUUCCUAAAAUCUAAUGGCGUUUCAAUUGCACGUAAACUUGUAGAUUAAUCAGAGUUGUUUACUCUGGUAGAAAUUGACGUAGAUUAAGAAUUAAGGUGAAGGAGAAGACCUUUGCUGAUCUUCAGGUUUACCAAGCUUUACAAUGUGGCCGCUUUAAUCUUGUGAUACUUUAGAGAUACGUCUGCUGUUGACUGUAGAACAUCAAAGCCUGGAUAGCGCACCUGGUCGUCUGUUUACCUGCUAGUAAAAGGCAAUGCUUAUGAUGUGACCACAGAUUCUUCACGGGAUGGUCACCUUCGAGGAUGAGUCUAACUCCAUUCAGACGGAGACGUAUCUGACGACAUCUUAGUCCUAGAAUACCUUCCAACACCAUAUCUAGUUCUUCAACUUCUGUAGACGUAAAAAAAUGUUUAUGAAACAGAUGCCCACCACAUGUAGCAUGGUCAUGUUCAGUGUAACUACAUGUAGCAUGGUCAUGUUCAGUGUAACUACAUGUAGCGUGGUCAUGUUCAGUAUAGCUACAUGUAGCGUGGUCAUGUUCAGUGUAACUACAUGUAGCAUGGUCAUGUUUAGUGUAACUACAUGUAGUGUGGUCAUGUUUAGUAUAAUUACAUGUAGCGUGGUCAUGUUCAGUAUAAUUACAUGUAGCGUGGUCAUGUUUAGUGUAACUACAUGUAGCGCGGCCAUGUUCAGUAUAACUACAUGUAGCGUGGUCAUGUUCAGUAUAGCUACAUGUAGCAUGGUCAUGUUUAGUGUAACUACAUGUAGCAUGGUCAUGUUUAGUGUAACUACAUGUAGCGUGGUCAUGUUCAGUAUAGCUACAUGUAGCGUGGUCAUGUUCAGUAUAGCUACAUGUAGCAUGGUCAUGUUUAGUGUAACUACAUGUAGCGUGGUCAUGUUCAGUAUAGCUACAUGUAGCGUGGUCAUGUUCAGUAUAGCUACAUGUAGCAUGGUCAUGUUCAGUAUAGCUACAUGUAGCGUGGUCAUGUUCAGUGUAACUACAUGUAGCAUGGUCAUGUUUAGUGUAACUACAUGUAGUGUGGUCAUGUUUAGUAUAAUUACAUGUAGCGUGGUCAUGUUCAGUAUAACUACAUGUAGCAUGGUCAUGUUCAGUAUAAUUACAUGUAGCGUGGUCAUGUUCAGUAUAAUUACAUGUAGCGUGGUCAUGUUUAGUGUAACUACAUGUAGCGUGGCCAUGUUCAGUAUAACUACAUGUAGCGUGGUCAUGUUCAGUAUAGCUACAUGUAGCAUGGUCAUGUUUAGUGUAACUACAUGUAGCAUGGUCAUGUUUAGUGUAACUACAUGUAGCAUGGUCAUGUUCAGUAUAACUACAUGUAGCGUGGUCAUGUUCAGUAUAGCUACAUGUAGCGUGGUCAUGUUCAGUAUAGCUACAUGUAGCAUGGUCAUGUUUAGUGUAACUACAUGUAGCGUGGUCAUGUUCAGUAUAGCUACAUGUAGCGUGGUCAUGUUCAGUAUAAUUACAUGUAGCGUGGUCAUGUUCAGUAUAACUACAUGUAGCAUGGUCAUGUUUAGUGUAACUACAUGUAGCGUGGUCAUGUUCAGUAUAAUUACAUGUAGCGUGGUCAUGUUUAGUGUAACUACAUGUAGCGUGGUCAUGUUCAGUAUAACUACAUGUAGCGUGGUCAUGUUCAGUAUAGCUACAUGUAGCAUGGUCAUGUUUAGUGUAACUACAUGUAGCAUGGUCAUGUUUAGUGUAACUACAUGUAGCAUGGUCAUGUUUAGUGUAACUACAUGUAGCAUGGUCAUGUUCAGUAUAAUUACAUGUAACGUGGUCAUGUUUAGUGUAAUUACAUGUAGCGUGGUCAUGUUUAGUGUAACUACAUGUAGCGUGGUCAUGUUCAGUAUAACUACAUGUAGCGUGGUCAUGUUCAGUAUAAUUACAUGUAGCGUGGUCAUGUUUAGUGUAAUUACAUGUAGCGUGGUCAUGUUUAGUGUAACUACAUGUAGCAUGGUCAUGUUCAGUAUAACUACAUGUAGCGUGGUCAUGUUCAGUAUAAUUACAUGUAGCGUGGUCAUGUUCAGUAUAAUUACAUGUAGCGUGGUCAUGUUCAGUAUAAUUACAUGUAGCGUGGUCAUGUUUAGUGUAACUACAUGUAGCAUGGUCAUGUUUAGUAUAACUACAUGUAGCGUGGUCAUGUUCAGUAUAAUUACAUGUAGUUUGACCUUGGUGAAUUACAUUGACCUUUAGCAGUCAGAUGACAAUUGCCUUGAUCCCCAAAUAUGAAAUGUUAUGUGAAGUUCAAAACUUAUGACCACUGUUAAGGUUGGGGACAAAGAAUAAGACAAAGUGACAGACAGAAUGAAGAACUGGGUCAUUGAUUAAAAAGACAUACAGGUUUUUCACUCAUUGUAAAAUGCAUCUAGUAGAACAGGAUUUGUAAGUGCAAUCAGGCAGGUAAUAAAUAUAUGGUUUACUUUGUUUGGUACCAAAUACAAAGUUUGAUUUCAACAUGAUGACUUGUAUGUACAGUAUAAUAUCAAAUUGUAAACCACUCAAAUGCUGUCCAUGCAAUAUGCAAACAUUUCUCUUUCACAUAGACACAGUUUGAGUUUGAAAUUGAAAUUAAAUAUCUCUCUUUCCUUAGAUGGAAAGAUUUAUGAAGUGCUAUAAAAUAUUAUCUGAUAGUUGCAACUCUGCGCUAAAGUAAUGUACAAGUGAGGGUUAGGCCUACAACGUGUAUGCAUAUCAUAUUCAAUAAUUUUACAUGUGAAAUAUAUUAUAUUCAAGUAUGAUUUAUAUUGGAUUAAAUAUUUUGGGAACUGUUGGAAAAUUAAGCAGUAAUUAAAAAUUUUACGAUUUGACAAAAAAAUCUGAAUUUUCCGAAAUCGUGUUUCUUGGCAACGUGUGCAUGUAAAGAAAAGAGUUUUUUGUUUGGUUUUUUUUUUAAGAUAAAAAAAAUUCCUAUUCAAUAUAUUUGUUGACUUGCACCUUGUCCUUUUACGACAAGAUGACGGAUUUAUAAGCACAUAAAUUGAAUUUAAAGCAGGGGUGCCGCUCUGUACCCUAUGUUUAAAACUUGCGUUUUCAAUUUUUUUUCAAUCCAGCUUCCAAUAAACAUACGUGAUUAGAAAGCUUUUAGUAUUUGUAACAAUAAUUCCUGUGUUUUCUUCGUAUCGGAAGUAAUCAGCUAAACUAGCAACACUUCAGCAUUAUGAAUUUGUGAAUAAAACAUCGUGAUAGUAAUAACUGAAUUUUAGAAAUCGUGUUUUAAUGAUGAUUUCGUAGCACCUGGCUUGGAAAAUUAAAGAGAAAAAAACCCUGAACUAUAUAAAUUAAAAUCAGAUCUGUUCAUUGUGGUAUUAACACUAUCCACGUCCUUCGCUCUUUACGUAUAUCCUGACAAUUGAGAUGUAUAUAAAGCACUAAAUAAUCACAACUAGGUACUGAAAAUUUUCACCCCAGCCUGGGGUCGAACCAGCGACCUACGGCACCCACCGCCUAGCAAGACUGUCAAACCAGUGCGUAAGUCCACUCGGCCACAACGACUUCCCUAAAAAGGAAGUUUUGUUAUACACACUGAUGCAAUCUCACACAGUCGCUGUGUCAUUCAGUGUUUAAGAUAUUUUAUAAGGAGAGUGGAUCUCUCGAUGCAAUUGUAUAGAAUAUUUAAUAUAAAGCACAAACAAACAAUUAUAACACCCAACCUUACGUUUACCCCUAGGAUCUAAACGAUACAUGUGAUAAUCAAUUAAUUAUAUAUAAAGCAAUUAAUUAUAUAUAUAUAUAUAUAUAUAUAUAUAUAUAUAUAUAUAUAUAUAUAUAUAUAUCUGUAAAAUUGAUAAUUGGUAGUUGGCGUUUUAUUGUUUUUUCUACUUUCUUUUAAUUAUAUAAAGGCUCUCGGUGUCAUUAAGUUUUCCGUGUGCUAAGGACGAUGUUGUCAUGAACGUAGAUUUCUAUCGAUGUUGCUUCCGUUUUAUUGGUUUUAGCCCCAAAAUACCGCGACUUGUCAAAACAUAAAAGAAAAAAAUGUUAAUUGAACAAGACUCCCGUUCUUCUGUCGAUCGCCACCAGUAGACAGUCCUGAUUACGGAGGUCAUGCUCAGGAUUAUGGCUUAUUAUUUUUACCUCUCAAAACUGCGCCUCGAAGACUGAAAUUUUAAGUCCCAAGAUCACGUCAUAGAGUUUGGAAUUCCUUCUGUAAAAAAAAAAACCCCAAAAUUUUGUGCAUGAAAAUUCACACACACAUGCGCGCGCGCGCGCACACACACACACAUAUGUCUGUGUUUGUUUGUAUGUGUGUGAAGUCGAUAAAAACAUGCUACACCCACUUCUGAAAUAUUGUCUGUAAUUGAAAACUAAUUGAAGAUAGUUAAUUGUUUUCACCACGUUCUAACUUUAAACUGCUACAGUAUACGAACUUGGGUUCUAAGUAUUCAUAAAAUGACAAUUUGUCUUUCUUUUCCUGAGACAGAGUAAUACUUUUAACAGUGAUUGGAUUACGAUAUACUUCUCGUACACGAGCAGAUUACUGGGAACUUUAUGGAUUAUAAGAAUGAAGAUAACGACGAUAUGUCCGGAACAAGUGGAUCCAUUAGGAGCGUGAGAUGAAGUGGAACAGUGUGAUAUUUGGACUCCUGUGGAGUAUUUUCAUGGCCAAUCUGGAUUUCUCCUCGAGUGCCGACUUUUUUUCUGACUCCUCACUGCUUGGGAAAAGUCGCUUUCAAGACACGCCAUCAUUUGUUGAAGAGCCUGCUUUAUCCUACUACAUAGUCCGGACAAAACCAGCUGUUGUUUCCUGUAAAGCCAUCAAUGCUGUCCGCAUCAACUUUCGCUGUGCUGAGCAGUGGAUGGAACCCACCAGAGUGGAAAACAUAGUCAAUCGGACAACAAGCACAAAGAUUUUAUCGGCCAUUGUCAAUGUGGAGCGAGCUGAUGUGGAGGAGUAUUUUGGAGGGGACUUUUGGUGUGAAUGUUUUGCCUACAACACUCACAGUGGGCCAGAUGGAGUGAAUGGAAAAAAAAGUAGAAGGGGCACAAUUGAAAUUGCAUACUUACGAAAGAGGUUUCAACGAGAGCCAUUGAUGACCAGAGCUGAGGCUUCUAAAACAACCCUGUUGUGGUGUCUGCCGCCAGAGGGCAAACCUUUACCAGAGGUGUUUUGGUUGAAGGAUAAUGCUGAGGUCAAUGUUAAGAAUGACAAGAACUUCAUCAUCUCUAGCACUGGAGACCUGCUCAUCAGUCAAGCACACCUCAGUGACAUGGGAAACUACACCUGUGGGGCCAGAAAUCUUGCAGCUAAAAGGCUCAGUGAAUCUGCCCCUCUUAUUGUUUAUGUCAAUGGGAGCUGGUCAUCUUGGAGUUCAUGGUCAGAGUGCUCCGCCAAGUGUGGACGAGGAGAAACAAGAAGAGUGAGAACAUGCUCCAAUCCAACACCUCUCAAUGGUGGUGCCCCUUGUCAGGGGGAGAGUGUCCAGUUCUUGCCAUGCAGCAUAAUUUGUCCAGUGGAUGGAAAAUGGAGUGCUUGGUCCUCCUGGUCAACAUGCAACACAGAGUGUCAACAUCAUAGAAAGAGGUUUUGUGAUGACCCUCCAGUAGAAUAUGGUGGAAGUUAUUGCCGUGGCAACGACCUCGAUUCAGAAAAUUGCACUGGAGGAUUGUGCAGAGGAAAACGAAUAGAGAUAUUCGGUCCCUCCCCAACUAAUCCCACAAUUGCAGACACUCAGAGUCCAGAUGACGUCCGAGGAAUUGGCAGUGAGGAUUCAGAACAUGGGCAAGUGGGACGGAAUCCUUCACGAGAAGCAACCAGUACAUCCAGCAGCAAUGACACCCUGAUUAUGAUCAUUGGACUUUGUGUUGCUGUCGUUGUCUUUGUAGUAGUGAUUGCCAUUGUUGUUUUCCUGCUGAGAAGAAAGUACCGAAAUCAAGGUUACCUUGCAGGGAAUAUUCCACCACUGGAUAAUAAUGGAGAGAAAAAGAACAAGAAUGGGCAAGACAUGAUGUCAGUACAGCCAGACUUGACUCAGCAGGUGGUGGUGUUUCCACAGCACAGUGCCUCUCCAAGUCCCUCUGUGGACACCCCCAACAAUAACUACCCUCCAGUGGAAAACAUCUAUGACAAACCAGAUGUAGGACUGCCCAUAUACACUGAUCAUAGACUAUCUAAUGGGUCCGUGCUCAAUAGAUCCUCCCCAGAACUGCCUCCACCUAACACUCCAUUAGGGAUGAGUUUAAGACCCCCUACUCCACCUAAUGCAAUGGAUAGUCGACACUCUAUAUUGUCAGUUCAUCUACCACCUAAUGCUGACUCAGAAGCUGUGACAUGGGGGUCGUUCAAUCAUGCUGGUGGCAGACUAGUUCUCCCAGAGUCUGGUGUGUGUAUGACCAUUCCUGAAGGUGCUGUAAAGAGAGGUCAAGAAGCAGAGCUUUAUCUUGGAGUUUGGAGAGACGACACCAACAGACCAAAAAUAGCAGAUGGGCAGACUAUUGUCAGCCCAGUUAUAGUGUGUGGGCCAAACUUACCAGGAAUCCUAAUGAAACCUAUUAUUUUGUCCUUUCAUCACUGUGCCAGUAUGAGACAAGGUGGCUGGAUGCUUUCUUUAUUUAAUAGUGAUACACAGCCAGAGGAAGCUCCAUGUUGGCAGAAAUUGGUCACUCUGGGACAAGAAACCAUAAACACUCAAGUGUAUGCACAGCUUGAUCCCAACCAGUGUCACAUCAUGACAGAACACAUGCAAUGGUACUCUCUUAUAGGAGAAGCAGUCCCUGGUGGUAGGCCAGUCAAAAUUCUCCGACUAGCAGCUUUCGCCUCUAACACCCCCCCAUCUGUAGACUUCAGUAUACGUGUUUAUGUUGUUGAGGACACCCAUGAUGCCUUAGAGGGAGUCAUGCAGGAAGAGAGGAAGUUUGGAGGCAGGUUGCUAGAAAAGCCAAAGCAGAUUCCAUUCCAAGAUGGUGGACACAAUUUGUGUCUAACAAUAGAAGAGUUAACACCAGGCUGGAGGAGUAAGCUGGCCGCUAACUACCAGGAGAUUCCAUUCCAGCACAUUUGGAGUGGGAACCAGAAUAAUCUCCACUGUUCCUUCUCCCUGGAAUUGGUGGAGGGCUCCAGUCCCAAUGUCAGCUGUAAGAUCCAAGUCUACCAGAAAGCCAUGCUUAACAAUAGACAAGUCCUCAACAUACAGAAUAACUUUAACAAAGAGAAACUUCCAUCUUGUUCCACCCCAUCAUCAACUCUGAAAGGCCGGACAUCAACAGUUACCACUAAUUCCAGCUCAGGAUUCAGUUCUAUGUUAACGCUAGAACCCCAUGCUAACAAUUUCAGAUUGCCCUCCCAUAUACGACAGAAGUUAUGCUUGUUGUUGGAUCAGCCCAAUGCACGAGGAAAUGACUGGAGGAUGUUGGCCCAAGCACUCACAGUUGAUAGAUAUGUACAGUAUUUUGCCACAAAGAGUUCCCCAACAGAUCACAUACUGAACCUGUGGGAAGCCAGGCAUAGAGAGGAAUCAGCUGUGACCGAUCUUAUGAACAUUUUCCGUGUCAUGGGGCGAAUGGAUGCUGCCUCAGUGAUGGAGAAAGAUGUGGGAGCGUGGUUAUGAUCCAGAGAACUGGGGGACAGCAGGCCUGUCCUUGUGAUAUCAGAAGUCCCAGCAAUCUCCCAGAGUCUAUUCAAUGGUUUACGGGCAGCUGAUAAUGGAAAUGGAUCUCUCCUUAGAUUCUCGACUUGCCCUCUUUUUUGUAGUGCUAGCAGCUUGUUGGCUACAGAUGGUCAAGAAUAGUCAAUUCAGAAAGUGGAAAAAGUUGGUUCCAAACUAGAUCAUGUGAUAAAUCAUGACUGCAAACAAAUUAUGAGAUGAAUUAUAUCUGGGAUGGUAGCAUAGAGGUGGACAUGUUGAUUUUCCUGGUGCUGUGUUUAGUCAGACAAACAGAUGAUAUGAACAAGAAAGCAGCUGUUCUGAUGCAAUAAAAUAAAACAAUGCAAAUCUCAUCUGAAAAUUUAAAAAGUGCUACAGCAUAGAGACUAGUAAUAGGACCAAUGGGAAAGAACCCCUGUGUUCCCUUAAAAUGUGAUAUUUUUUCUGCCAUGAUCAUCAUGGACAUUUGAAAACAUACACAUGCUGACUGUGAUUAUUGGUUUUUGUCACACAUGUGCAUGAGUGAGUCGUAUUGCCAAAAUGUAGAAGAAAAUCCAUAAAUGUAAAAUCUGCUGAUGAUUAAGAAUAUUCAAUUCAGAUACACAUAUGCAUGUUUGUGUUGCUAAGGUUGUAACAUUUUAAAAAGUGGUUAUUAGAAAAAGGCAACUUAUGUAACUCGAAACUGAGCAUGGAGAUUGACAUGUGUUAUUUAUGCAUUAUAUGUUGAACUUUUUCUAGUCAUUUAACGCCUUAAAUGUGUACACUUGUUGAUGUAUCAUUCAGCAAAAUGAAGCGUUCUUUUCCACAGUAGUGAAAAACCAUGUGUAGUUUACAUUAUGUAAAGUUUAACGACUAUUGUCUUUCAUUGUGAUUAUUUCAGAUUUAUUUAUUCCAUAUUAGAUUCUUUCAAAUUUGUUCAAAUUACAUCACUCUUGUUCAGCAAAUUUUGUACAUCAGCGAGAGCUUUUGAAAUGUGUGCUUGUUUGUAGAAAUGUGCUGGAAAUGAGCUUAAACAGUGCAUAAUUGAGUGUGUCUAAUAAUGUGCAAUGAAUGAGUGAACAGUUUGGAAUUGUAUGAUGCAAGAAAUUUGUGAUGUGGUACCAGUAUGUUAGGUACAGCAUGAAAGGUGAAAGGUGGUUAUUUUGUGCAAUGGUAAAUUUCAGAUACAGGUUUGUAUCAUGAUAAGCUUAUAAUCUUUUAUGGAGUAUUUCUCAAAGAGGUCACAUAUUUUUUGAAGGUGCUAAUGUAUGCAGUUUUGAUUAAUCAAUUAUAAUCCAAAAUCUAUUGAUAAUUUCAUUUCCAAAGACAAUUCGUCAUUUUAUUUAAAAAAUCAAUAUUGGAAAUAUGAAAAGACUGGGAAAAGUUUUUUUUUUAAUGUUUCUCAAUUCUAAGCUGCAUUAUUAACUGUAGAUACAAGUUCAAAUGUGAAUUUCAGAAAGUUAUGUUUGGAAUACUAUCUUAUAAUAAAAAUAGGACAAGUUAUUUCAAAUUUCGAUUUAUCAAUUCCUUUUUUUGAAACACAUCUUGCUGCAAUAAAUGAAGUAUUUUCAAUGAUGAUGGUAAAAAGUUUCUGAAACUGUGUCAUCAAUUUCUCUGCAGUUGUUCAAUGUCUUACUAGGAUUAUUGCUAAGAUUUUUUUCCUCAAAAAUACAAUGAAUUACAAAGUGUUUUGUUACCUUCUGUUCUUUGGAGCAGUUAUUAUUGCCAAAUAUGUGACUGAGACAUUAUUCUACUUUCAUAAUAUUAUGUAUGCAUUAAGAAGAUUUGUAAAUAAUUAUUAUCAUGUGAAAAAUAAAUGAUUAUAAACUUG
Ostrea edulis (European flat oyster) is the source of this 9460-nucleotide messenger RNA. RefSeq names its product netrin receptor UNC5C-like. Gene Ontology annotation, cellular component: membrane. Lineage: Eukaryota; Metazoa; Mollusca; Bivalvia; Ostreida; Ostreidae. Gene Ontology annotation, molecular function: netrin receptor activity; protein binding. The transcript is spliced from 21 exons. Gene Ontology annotation, biological process: netrin-activated signaling pathway; motor neuron axon guidance. Bases 4624 to 7614 code for a protein of 996 amino acids. The record is from RefSeq and is a predicted model, not a curated record.